This is a messenger RNA of Daldinia decipiens, 1665 nucleotides long. Its product is annotated as putative GNAT family acetyltransferase. Lineage: Eukaryota; Fungi; Ascomycota; Sordariomycetes; Xylariales; Hypoxylaceae. The coding region runs from base 746 to 1429 and encodes 227 amino acids. The transcript is spliced from 3 exons. The record is from RefSeq and is a predicted model, not a curated record. Gene Ontology annotation, molecular function: acyltransferase activity, transferring groups other than amino-acyl groups.
CUGCGUUCGGCGUAGAAACUCGACGUGUUGAGAUACCGUGUGUGGCUGAUUCUGCGCCGCCAGAGUCGUGCGAAAAUGAAUCGCAGCGACGCGAAGAAAGAUUGACGUCACCACGCCGCCGUGGGGUACUAUAUCGAUUAAAUCGGAAUCACCAUCGCCGCGAAGGUGGGGAUACUAACCAGAGCCUACGCACCACUCCGAGUCGAAGUUUGCAGAGUACGUGUGAGAAUCCAAAGCCCGGACGGCGGUGGCUUCUGAGAAUGUCGGCACCAUUUCAAGAGAACAGCGCGAAGCGAUUCAUCUCAGGGGUAAAACGCUAAGGAGGAGAUUAUGAUUUAUAUGUAAAUAUCAUAGUAAAGAGGUGAUACUCAAUUAUAUCAAAAGACGCGUUCACGUAUAUGUUCAUGUACAUUAUAUGUUCAUGUACAUCCCUUGAGAUCAUUACACAUUCGUGGAUAUCGCAACCUAAGCUUCAGUGGGUCUAACGUUACAAGCCUCGGUAAUUCCCCAGACAUCGAAUAGGUAGUCGCUGCAGGGGUUGAGAAUGCGCUAAUACAUAUAUGCGCCUAAUAUGUAGAUUUUAACGUAACACUCCAAAAUCCCCGAAAUUCGUAGUUCUAUCACCACUCCGAAACGACGGAUCAGCGUUGGCCAUGAUUGAAUACUUCGACCUCGUCGCCGCAGAAAAGCAUACCCGAGAGGUUGCCGUAAGAGUACUCCGACGUCGCUGCAAAGUGCAUACAGGAUGCCAUUGUCCCUAAGUGCUGCCGAACCCGCGGACGCCGCCCGCAUCGCCGAGAUCCACAUGGCCGCUUUCGGCUCCAACGCGAUGCUCCUAGCACAGUUCCCCACACCGGCCGUUCGGGACGCUCUAAAGAAGAGCAUCGAAUUAAAGGCGCUUGCCGACAUCGACGACCCGAAAACUACCGUCCUUGUCGUCCGCGAUUCAAGCCUAGAACUUGGUAGCAACAGCGCCAUAUCGACCGACAACGAGCGGACUCGCGGGCGUCGAAAGGAACAAGUCGUGGCGUUCGCAAAGUGGGCGCACCCCGUGCGGCUUGACGAAGACUACGUCGAACCCCCGUGGAUCUGGCCAGCAGGAACAAACCUCGUCAUUCUUAACGACUGGGCGAAGAAGGCCGAGGCAGCUCAAUCACGCGCCUUGGGAAAUACGCCGUGUUAUCGACUUACGUUUAUGGGGACGGAUCCCGCACAUCGGAGGCGUGGUGCAGCAACGAUGAUGGUCCGAUGGGGCAUGGAGCAUUCGAGGAAAGAUGGCGCUCCCGCGUAUCUGGAGAGUACUCUCGAAGCAGCUUCGUUCUAUAGAAACAUUGGUUUCGUCGACGUAGAUACGAUUUCGUUGGAAUAUAGGGCAGACGGCGCCGAGACGCGCAGCGCUUAUGAGGAGGUUAGCUUUUUAUACAGGUGACUACUAACCACCGCCUACCUCCGUCCUCAGCACGUAGGUUCUUAUACCCGGUCCUAAAGUAGAGUUCGUACGGAUAUAAAUUUCAACCCUCGUUCUGAAUCUAAUGAGGAACAAAAGAUACGGAUACUAAAGACAUGUGGAUCGGACCAUUUACUACCUCCCAGCUAUUACAAACCAAUUCCUAGAUUCUCAGUAUCGAUCAAUCCGCGAUCCUCAUACUUGAUGGGCCCCAUCCU